This is a messenger RNA of Elgaria multicarinata webbii, 1705 nucleotides long. Its product is annotated as B-lymphocyte antigen CD20-like. Bases 123 to 947 code for a protein of 274 amino acids. The transcript has 9 exons. Lineage: Eukaryota; Metazoa; Chordata; Lepidosauria; Squamata; Anguidae. Gene Ontology annotation, cellular component: membrane. The record is from RefSeq and is a predicted model, not a curated record.
GUAGGUGGGAUCACUAUAUUCUUCAGAUCAUUUUCCGUUCAUUUCUGGGCCAGCAUCGCCGCCAUAAACACUUGCUCUCCCUUUUGUUCCUCAUCAGUCAGCUAGAAGCAGAAGUGACACCCAUGGAGACUGUAGCUCCCUCUUCGUUGUAUCCAAGCAUUGAUGCCUGCAGGCCGGUGCCACUAGGGACUUCCCCUGGCAACGUGGUGGUGGUUGUCCCUUCCAACAAUGCUAAUGCUGAGGAGGAAAAGAGGAAAUACCCACGCAAGAACGAAGCCCUGGGGUGUGUGCAGAUUGUCAUCGCUAAGAUACAUUUUGGUCUUGGAGGCAUUUUGCUCUUUUCUGCAAAAGAAUUUUCCCCUAUAUUCAUGAACAUCUGGUAUCCCUUCUGGGGAGGUGGACUUUUCUUCAUUUCAGGAUACCUUGCAUCGCUAGCUGCAACAAAACCAAUCGAAGGUCUGGCAGCAGCCAGUCACAUAUUUAACACCUUCAGCGGACUUGGUGCAAUAGCUGGAACAAUCAUUUUGCUCAUUGAUUUGUUAAAAAUCUUUGCUAUAAACCUUUAUAAUGUUCCCGACCCUUACCUAAAGGCCGUUAGCUUUUUAUCCCAAAGUAUUUUUCCUUUAGGCUGUGAAGGAAUCUUUAAUAUGAACGACUACUGCAAGGUUAUCAAGGCAUAUGAAACUGGGAUUGUGUGUGUGAUGCUGUUCUUCACUCUCCUCCAAAUGGGGACUGCUUUUUCAACUCUACGCCCUGACAAGAACAAAAAGAAGAAAGACAAAUCACGCAGCGACAACGUAGAACAAAACGUUUCAUUGCUGUCCCUCCCACCACAGUAUUCAGCCAUGGAACAAACCAGAUACUCACAACUUCCUGGAGUCUUCCAUACAAGUACAUUCACAGAACAACCCUGUGAUGCUGCUACUUCUGAGACCUAUGUUGGAUAAUGUCUCAAUCGUUCCUGGGUGUGUGGAUGUGUUUGAUUGAAAGCUUGCAUUCUUUUUAUGUGUCUGUCUUUUAAAAUCUUUGUAUAACAGCUGGUUAUACACUGUGUGUGUGUGUGUAUUCCACCAGCUUGAUGACCCACGUGCAUGGCAAGACAUCACUGACAAGUUGAGAUGAUGACUGCUUUUACAUUCAGAAUAUUGCUAAUGAGAUUUCAGAGGAGACUGGUUUGCAGAAGAGAGUCUGGGUGAUUUCUUUCAGCGCACUCUUGUCUUCCUUUAGAAAUCUGGACUUCUUUGCCUUCUAUCCCUUCGAACAGCUAGUAGUUGUUUGAAUUGUUAUUGUAACAUGAGAACAGUGUUAAUUCGCCCCUCCCCUGCUUUCAAAUAUCCAUGUGUGACGCAAUAGAUGUGGAUGGUGCAAGAUCCUAAAAUGGAGUUUGAAAUCUCUGCAGCUGCCUCUUAAUGUGGCAUGGCAUAGCAUAGGUAGGUCAGUGGGUUGGGUUGCUUUAGUGCUGAGAUUUUUUAUAUAUAUAUGCUAGUGGAGGUGGCAUAGUGAGAUCAGGGCCACCCAUCUGUGUUCACAAACAUGGCAGCGGGGAGGGGGAGUUGGAACACAUCAUCCUCUCAGGGCUCUACAAACCUGAGUGCUCAUGAAUGGCAAUGAACAGGGCAGUUCCAUAGGAUUCAGAUCACAGAGUGUACUCCAUGCUUGGCUGUGAGUUGUUAUAACAAUAAUAAUAAACUACAUAUAUUUAUGA